Molecule: messenger RNA, 3365 nt
Organism: Propithecus coquereli (Coquerel's sifaka)
Lineage: Eukaryota; Metazoa; Chordata; Mammalia; Primates; Indriidae
Gene: CLCN4
Product: chloride channel, voltage-sensitive 4
Exons: 13
Coding region: 547-2829 (760 amino acids)
Biological process (GO): chloride transport; transmembrane transport
Cellular component (GO): membrane; Golgi apparatus; synaptic vesicle
Molecular function (GO): voltage-gated chloride channel activity
Source: RefSeq, a predicted model, not a curated record
ACGAAUGCACAGAGAGUAGGAGGCCAACGACAUUGGCACUGCGGGCCUCCGAAGCCAAGAGGUGACCCGGCCGGCUGGGCACGGCUGAGUGGCUGGGCGGAGCACGUGAUACUCCCAGCCUGCCUCCCGGGCCCUCUGGGUGCCUGAGGCUGAAAUCGACAUUUGCCUCUGGCAGGAAAAUGAGCUUGUCAGUUUCUGCCUCCUUCAGACCCUCAACCCAAAGGAGCAGGGGAUUUCGGUAGCAUUUUAACUUUGUAUCUCAGAAUCUGAAAGCCGAAGGCCAGGCGAGCUGCACACGUCGAGCAUAAAGCCCUCCCGAGGGAGGAUUUGAGGCCACUCGCCCCGGACCUCCGGGGACUUCCAGGGUCUUUCCCUCGACCCCGCGCCGACCUCCCGCCUCGCCCGAAGGCGUCACGUGGCAGCGUGGGGCCCGCCCCGCCGUGACGUCACGGCGCUCGCAGCCGUCGCGCUGAAGAAAGGAUGCUCUAGGAUGCUGUCCAGGUGGGCGGCCGAGCGGCGCGAUGCGGCACUGCAGGUGUAACUAGCAUGGUCAGUGCAGGAGCGAUGAGUGGCUCUGGAAACCUGAUGGAUUUCCUCGAUGAGCCGUUCCCUGAUGUGGGGACGUACGAAGACUUCCACACCAUCGACUGGCUAAGGGAGAAGUCACGCGAUACUGACAGACACAGGAAGAUAACCAGCAAAAGCAAGGAGUCGCUGUGGGAGUUCAUCAAGAGUUUGCUGGAUGCCUGGUCAGGAUGGGUGGUGAUGCUGCUCAUCGGCCUGCUGGCGGGCACUCUGGCUGGCGUCAUCGAUCUUGCCGUCGACUGGAUGACGGAUCUGAAGGAGGGGGUCUGCCUGUCUGCCUUCUGGUACAGCCACGAGCAGUGCUGCUGGACUUCCAACGAGACUACUUUUGAGGACAGGGACAAGUGUCCCCUGUGGCAGAAAUGGUCAGAGCUGCUGGUGAAUCAGUCGGAGGGGGCCAGUGCUUACAUUCUGAAUUACUUAAUGUAUAUCCUGUGGGCGCUGCUGUUUGCAUUUUUGGCCGUCUCCCUAGUGCGGGUAUUUGCGCCAUACGCCUGUGGCUCUGGUAUACCAGAGAUAAAGACUAUUUUGAGUGGCUUUAUCAUCAGGGGCUACCUGGGGAAGUGGACUCUGCUAAUCAAGACGGUCACCCUGGUGCUGGUAGUGUCCUCCGGCCUGAGCCUUGGGAAAGAAGGGCCGCUGGUGCAUGUGGCCUGUUGCUGCGGCAACUUCUUCAGCAGCCUUUUCUCCAAGUACAGCAAGAACGAGGGCAAGAGGCGCGAGGUGUUGUCAGCUGCAGCUGCUGCUGGAGUCUCUGUUGCCUUUGGUGCGCCGAUCGGGGGUGUGCUUUUCAGUCUGGAAGAGGUCAGUUACUACUUUCCCUUGAAGACCUUGUGGAGGUCGUUUUUCGCGGCCCUGGUGGCAGCCUUUACACUGCGAUCCAUCAAUCCCUUUGGGAAUAGCCGACUUGUUCUCUUUUACGUGGAAUAUCACACACCCUGGUACAUGGCUGAACUCUUCCCCUUCAUCCUGCUUGGAGUCUUCGGGGGCUUGUGGGGAACCCUCUUCAUCCGCUGCAACAUCGCCUGGUGCAGGAGGCGCAAGACCACCAGGCUGGGGAAGUACCCGGUGCUGGAGGUCAUCGUGGUGACUGCCAUCACUGCCAUCAUCGCCUACCCGAAUCCCUACACACGCCAGAGCACAAGCGAGCUCAUUUCCGAGCUGUUCAAUGACUGUGGGGCCCUUGAGUCCUCCCAGCUCUGUGACUACAUCAACGACCCCAACAUGACUCGACCUGUGGAUGACAUUCCAGACCGGCCGGCCGGGGUCGGGGUUUACACGGCCAUGUGGCAGCUGGCCUUGGCGCUGAUCUUCAAAAUCGUCGUUACCAUAUUUACCUUUGGCAUGAAGAUCCCGUCGGGCCUCUUCAUCCCCAGCAUGGCCGUGGGAGCGAUGGCGGGCAGGAUGGUGGGAAUCGGCGUGGAGCAGCUGGCUUACCAUCACCACGACUGGAUCAUCUUCAGGAACUGGUGCAGACCUGGGGCAGACUGUGUCACGCCAGGACUUUACGCCAUGGUGGGAGCCGCAGCCUGCCUAGGUGGAGUUACCAGGAUGACGGUGUCGUUGGUGGUCAUCAUGUUUGAAUUAACGGGUGGUCUAGAGUACAUCGUGCCCCUGAUGGCGGCGGCCGUGACCAGCAAGUGGGUGGCAGAUGCCUUUGGGAAAGAAGGUAUCUACGAGGCCCACAUCCACUUAAAUGGGUACCCGUUUCUCGACGUGAAGGACGAGUUCACGCACCGCACGCUGGCCACUGACGUCAUGCGGCCCCGGCGAGGAGAGCCGCCACUGUCGGUGCUCACCCAGGACAGCAUGACGGUCGAGGACGUGGAGACGCUCAUCAAGGAGACCGACUACAACGGCUUCCCCGUGGUGGUCUCCAGAGACUCCGAGCGCCUCAUCGGGUUUGCGCAGAGGAGGGAGCUGAUCCUUGCGAUAAAGAACGCCAGACAGAGGCAGGAGGGCAUCGUGAGCAAUUCCAUCAUGUACUUCACGGAGGAGCCCCCCGAGCUGCCGGCCAAUAGCCCACACCCCCUGAAGCUGCGGCGCAUCCUGAACCUCAGCCCUUUCACGGUGACAGACCACACCCCCAUGGAGACGGUGGUGGACAUCUUCCGGAAGCUGGGGCUCCGGCAGUGCCUGGUGACACGGAGCGGGAGACUUCUUGGCAUCAUCACCAAAAAGGAUGUUCUGAGACAUAUGGCCCAGAUGGCAAACCAGGACCCCGAAUCCAUCAUGUUUAAUUAACAACCAGGUGGCAAUUAUUUUGAGAAAAACACUAUGUCAUUUUAAAAGAAAUAAAUGAUGCAUCAUUAUCCCAAUGAAAAAUCAUGCGCUGAGGACGGCAGAAACAAAAGUUUUUGUUUGAAAGGAGGGGAAGAAGGAUAAAAUCUUUUUUACAAAAACAAAAACAUCCAUGAAUAGGCAUUUUAUAGCUUUAACCCCGUAUGAGUUUCAAACUGUGUUUCCUGAUGCGUUCCUGACUGCUGUGGGAGUCCGGGGGUGGGUGUAGGUGGUGUGGUCUGUACGAGGACGUGGAACACGAAUGCCCAGUCGAGAAACUUUUACCCCUUCUGCUCAAGGCUGAUGUUUGUAACUUACGAACACACGUGAAGCUUUGAGUCCAAAAGGCAAAGGGGUAUCAGCGUGUCAGUAUCCUUAUUUAUCGGUUCCUGAAGUUUUGCUGCUAUGUUACUGAGUCAGACGAAAGACAUUCAACACUUGCUUUGUUGGAAAAGAAAAAGAAAUUAAAUUUGAACACAGUGAAAGCUGUAAAUCUGCCA